CUUCCCGCAAACGGAACCGCAUCUUUGCAUGUUUCACGGGAGUCUGUGGAGAAAGUCACUCCCAUCGCACCCAUUUCCACGCCGCCAUUCCUACCUCAUCUUUCACAUCCCUCUUCGCAUUCUCAUGACUUCUGCAAAGCCUACAUCGCCGACUGGAUCUCCUCCUCGCUCGCCUACAUUCUCGCGCUUUUUCUCAUUUCUGAAGGGCGCAUCGUCCUCUUCAAUUGCAAACGGAACCUCGUCAAGGAAAUCAAUGGACAAGAAGAACGGCAGCACCAAGAGUGUCCAGGUGGAGAAGAAGCCUCCUCAGACCUUUGUUGGUGCCAUUGACCAGGGAACUUCUUCCUCGAGGUUCAUGGUCUUUAAUGAAAAGGGGGCCAUUGUAACCAUGCACCAAAUGGAGUUUGAGCAGAUUUAUCCAAAGGCAGGAUGGUGUGAACAUGACCCUGAUGUGAUCAUGGGCUCUGUCAAUGAGUGUAUUGCCAAGGUUGCAGACAAGCUCGAAGCCAUGGGCCACUCUGUUACUGACAUUAAAGCUGUUGGAAUCACAAACCAGCGAGAAACGACCGUCGUUUGGGACAAGACGACCGGCAAGCCGCUUCACCACGCUGUCGUGUGGCUUGAUGGUCGUACAAAAGACACUGUCGCGCAGCUCGUUGAGAAAUCAUCUUCAAAGACCACAUCGCACUGGCACGACAGAUGUGGUUUGCCGUUCUCGACCUAUUUCUCUGGUGUAAAGCUCCGAUGGUUGCUCGACAAUGUCGAGGAAGUGCGGAAGGCUCACCAGGAGGGACGCUUGGCCUUUGGUACCGUCGAUUCUUGGCUCAUCUACAAUCUGACUGGCGGAAUCAAUGGUGGGAAGCAUGUGUCCGAUGUGACCAACGCGUCUCGAACCAUGUUUAUGAACAUUCAGACGCUCCAAUGGGACGAUGAGAUCCUCGAGUUCUUUGACGUCAAGAAGGAAGUUCUUCCUGAGAUCGUUUCUUCAGCUGAAGUAUACGGCAACAUUGUGGGAGGGCCACUCGCUGGGAUACCCAUUGCUGGGUGUCUCGGUGACCAACAAGCCGCCGUCGUCGGACAGCGCUGCUUCAAUCCCGGUGAGGUCAAAAACACCUACGGAACCGGUUGUUUCAUGUUGUUCAAUACGGGAGAGAAGCCAGUCAUUUCCACCCAUGGCCUGUUAACCACUGUUGGAUACAAGCUGGGCAAAGAUGCACCCGCCGUGUAUGCAUUGGAGGGCUCCGUUGCCAUUGCUGGCGCGGCAAUCAAGUGGCUUCGUGAUAACCUCAAGAUGAUCAAGGAAGCUCCAGAGAUUAAUGAGCUUGCCGCCAAGGUUGAAGAUACCGGCGGUGUCUACUUUGUCCCUGCCUUCUCCGGCCUCUUUGCUCCCCACUGGCGCGAUGAUGCUCGUGGCUGUAUUGUCGGCCUUACCCAGUUUGCCACCCGCGAACACAUUGCUCGUGCAACACUGGAGGCUAUCUGCUUCCAGAGCAAGGAAGUGCUUGAUGCUAUGAAUGCUGAUGCUGGCCAUGAUCUUGCGCUUCUCAAAGUAGAUGGUGGUAUGACCAAUUCCGAGCUUGGAAUGCAGAUUCAGGCAGACCUGCUUGGAAUUGAAGUUGUCCGCCCAGCGAUGCGCGAAACUACCGCCCUAGGAGCGGCCCUCGCAGCGGGUCUCACUGUCGGUAUUUGGAAAGAUCUCAAAGACUUUUCCGCGCAUGAAACCCCAGAUGUCUUUAAACCAACGAUUGAAGCAGAGGAACGGUCAACCCGGUACGCUAAUUGGAAAAAGGCCGUUGAGCGGUCUCUCGGAUGGGUAUAGAUAACGUUGGGAUAUGAACAUUGAAUGGAUUUUGUUUACAUGGUUUGUAUGACCAACUAGUGUAAUUAUAUGGAACUAAAUCAUAGUUAGAUCUUGGAAAUCAGGCAAAAAAAAAAAUGAUGACAAAUAUUCUGUAACGGACAUUAUAUACAAUGACUUCAUUUCAUCCACCACAA
Molecule: messenger RNA, 1995 nt
Organism: Spizellomyces punctatus DAOM BR117
Lineage: Eukaryota; Fungi; Chytridiomycota; Chytridiomycetes; Spizellomycetales; Spizellomycetaceae
Product: glycerol kinase
Exons: 7
Coding region: 29-1819 (596 amino acids)
Biological process (GO): glycerol metabolic process; triglyceride metabolic process; glycerol-3-phosphate biosynthetic process
Cellular component (GO): mitochondrion
Molecular function (GO): glycerol kinase activity
Source: RefSeq, a predicted model, not a curated record